CCUAGCCGGAUUGGCAAUUACAAGGCCUAUAACUAUAUGUUGCUUGUGAUUGGCUCUCAGACCCCAGAACUGGAGGAAGCAUUAUCGUAGACGUCAUGUGAAUAGCCAGUGGAGUUGCGCACAGUCGACUUACCAGCGCGCUCACAAGUAGCCACACAUGCACACGUACAGGCCAGCGACCAUCCCUAUGUCUCUUCACAUUCUCGGCGGGUUUCGACCACUGGUGGUCAGUGAAGAUGUGGGGAGGAGUGGAGGUGAUGGUGACUAGGGAGUUUUGGGGACCUUGGGAGGUCCAGGUGUGAGCUACAUGACUGUGGAGAGUGUGCAUAGCUCUCUCCAGGGAACUUGUGUGAUGUGGCACAACUUGAACGGAACAGUCAACUGGCAGUGGCUGGAGAUGACUACACAGCUACAUCUGGCAGUCUCAUCUUUGAAGAAGGAAAUCUGACAAAGAGCUUCACUCUCUCAAUCAGCAGUGACAGUGUUCCUGAACUGGAUGAGUACAUUUUCAUAGCCAUCACUUCUGUGGAGCUGGAUCCUGACUCUGUGGAGGAUGUUGACAGCUCUGUACUGCCAACUUCAGCCAGUGGCAAUGGGAGUCUGGCAUUUGUGGUGAUUGCUGAAAAUGACGAUGCUCGUGGAGUCCUGCAACUAUCCAGCUCCACAUAUGAAGCUGAAGAGUCCUCACAGAACUUUGUGACUGUCAGCCGAGGAGCUGGUAGCUUUGGAACAGUGACGGUGGAUUGGGAGGCGGUUGCAGUCAGCGCUCAGUCCUCAGACUUCACUCCCCAGAGUGGAUCAGUGGUGCUGGCUGAUGGUGUCUCCUCCACCCAGCUCCCUCUCUCCAUCAUCGGCGACACUGAACCAGAGUUCUCCGAGACCCUGACUGUCAGUCUGGUGGGCAGCGGCAGAGGAGCCAGGCUCGACGGCAUUCUAUCAGCCACUGUCACCAUACUAGCCAGUGACGACCCCAAUGGAGCCCUACAGUUUGCCGUGGGAAGUCGCUCUGUGUCAGUGCUAGAGCCAGAGGAUGGAGCCUCAGUCUCAGUCAGUUUGGUAGUGGAGAGAACUGGAGGAGCAACUGGUGUGGUGGAAGUCUCCUGGACUCUCACUUCCACAAACGGGGAUGAUCCCGUGCUGGACAUUGUGCCAGUGUCAGGGACUCUGCAGUACAUCAGUGGAGUUACCCAGCAGUCUAUCACUCUAUCAAUCAACCCCGACAUCAUCCCUGAAAUUGCUGAGGGAUUUACUGUCGGUCUAUCGGAAGCAACGGGUGGUGCUAGAGUGGGAGGUUUCGCUAGAUCUACUGUGACUAUUGAAGCCAACGAUAGUCCCAAUGGUUUCGUGUCUUUCGAAAGUCCCACAAUUGUGGCAACAGAAGACGAUACUGACACUGUUGUUAUGAUUCGUGUCGUCAGAAGUGCUGGAUUGUUUCGCAACAUCAGUGUCAUCUAUAGUACUGCAGUUUCUUCUCCGUCGUCUGCAACAGCUGGGAAUGAUUACGCCUCAAUCACAGGGGAAGAAGUAAUCAUUGAGGAAGGAUCCUCAAGUGUAAAUAUUCCGGUCACAAUUCUGGCAGACGAACUCCCAGAGCUGGACGAAACUUUCCAACUCAGUUUGGUCAGUGUCUACUUCACCGAGGAAAUCCCUGAAGAUAUGGGAGACGGUGGGCCUCAACUGGGGGAGAUCACUGUGUCGGAGAUCGUAAUCAGAGAGAAUGAUGAUCCCUACGGGAGAUUCCGUAUAGCAGGAGGGAGUGGCGAGAGCGUUGUUCGAGUUCCCGAGGCGGACAGUCUCGGAGUGAGUCUGACAGUCACCAGGGAGGCCGGGAGAGUGGGGACAGUAGAGGUUACCUGGAGUGUGAGCGGAACUGCGGAAGAAAAUGUGGACUUUGCAGGAAGUGGAGCUGUUUUGACAUUUGAUGAGGACACCACACAGCGCACAGUUUCACUCAUCAUCUAUGAGGACACGCUCCCGGAGAGAGACGAAUACAUCGUUGUUUCUCUGUCAAACCCCACCGGAGGAGCCGUCCUGGCAUCUGAUGGGGGGAGCGAGGCGACGGUGGUCAUUGAGGCAAACGAUAACGCUGCUGGAAUCGUGAGACUCGUGGAUUCGGCUCGUUCCGUCAUCGUGGACGAGGGGGACAUGGUCCAACUGUGUCUGGAGAGGACUCUGGGGAACCUGGGGGUGGUGGAGGUGACUUGGGAGAUCUCUGGACCUGGAAACGUGUCACUGGAGUUUGUUCCUUCAUCAGGGACCGCAACCUUCCAAGAGGGUUCUAACUCAACGGAGAUAGUGUUCAGUGUAGCAGCAGACGGGACACCAGAACUGGCCGAGGAAUACUCCCUGAGUCUGACUGGAGUUCAGACUCUCACUGAGGACAUUUCUGUGACGGGCAGAGCAGUGCUGGACACCAGUGCCACCAUGGCCACCGUAACUCUGAGGGCCAGUGACAACCCUCACGGAGUGGUGGAGUUUCAGGAGAUGUUUGUGGAGACAGAGGAGAGCGGUCGUCUCUUCCUAACUAUAGUCAGAGAGUUUGGAGCUAUAGGUGCUCUUGAUGUGGCGUAUGAAGCUGUGAUGGGCAACAUCGGAACACUGGCAGGCAACUCCACUCUGGCCACUCCAGGGCUUGAUUUCAACAACUCCAACAGGACUAUCAGACUGGAAGAUGGGCAGCUCUCAGCAACCGUUCUGGUGCCCAUCAUCAACGAGACAGAACCUGAGUUAUCGGAAGUGUUUCUGGUCCGGUUGAGUUCUGUUACCCUCGAUCCCAGUGAGGACGGGGAUGUCCCUCCAUCAAUUGGGACUAAUAACCAGGUUCAAGUGACAAUCCUACCAAACGACAACCCAGAGGGGAUCCUCAACUUUGCCCAGAGCAGUGUGACAGUGUCAGAGGACGUGGGUGAGGUGGAGCUGAUUGUACGUCGAGAUCAGGGCACCGUCGGUCGCGUGUCUGCCUUUGUCUUCCUCAUCGACAGAGGAGCCACACCUGACCAGGACUAUAUUCAUACCAGCCCUGAGAUGAUAGUGUUUGAAUCAGGGGACUCUGAGGAGGCAGUGCUGGUGACUAUAGUGGAUGAUAGUGAGCCAGAGCUCGGCGAGACUUUCUGCAUCCGUCUAGAGUUACCCGGGGGAAAUGCUGAGAUUGGGGACACCCCAGAAGUGUGUGUGACUAUUGACAUAAAUGACAAUGCUUACGGACAGUUCAGUUUUGACUCUGGAUCAGUGGCUGUGACAAUUGAUGAGGCGGGAGAGAUUAUCACCGCAGCCAAUGUUGCUGAGUUGAGGGUGGUUCGAAAUGGUGGAGUUAAUGGAAUAGUCUCCAUCCCUUUUGAACUACAGCAGAACACCAGUUAUGAUUUGUCAAUCUCGCCUUCAUCUGGCCUCUUGGUGUUUGCCGAAGGACAAGACUUUGGAAUAAUAGGGGUGACUGCUGUACGGGACGACAUCCCGGAACUGAGUGAGACAUACACGGUAUCUCUUCUGGACCCAUACAACAUAGGAGACCUCUCUGCUGUCAAUCACACUGCUAGCGUCACCAUCAGACCUAAUCAGAAUCCACACGGCCUCCUUGAAAUCUACUUCACUGAUAGAAACUCUAGUGAGUUAGUUGUUGAGGAAGAUGUUCGAUAUGUUGCACUGGAGAUAAGAAGAUCUGAUGGAACUUUUGGAGAUAUUUCUGUCGAUCUCAACACAAUUGCUGGAUCUGCUAUUUCACCCACUGGUGAUACCCUGUCUUUCAGUGUGACACAACUCCUAGACACAACUGGGGCUAGGAAAUGGUACCAGUUUACACGAACUGGGACCCACUACCUGUUCCUAGCCGGCAGUGGAAACUCUGUGCUCUAUGAAUGGAGAGGAGCAUUCGUACCUGUGCAGACUCUAUCAACUUAUGGUGCAUCAGCUGCCACCUUCUUGAGUAUCGACGGCCGAGAUUUCCUAGUGGUUUCUGACUAUGAAACAAAUUCUACUGUAUACGAGUUCUCUGGAAGUAGUCUACUAGAAGAGGUCCAAAGUAUUGCUACAGAGGGUGCCAGUGAUGUAGUAUCUCUGGUGGCACCAAAUGGAGUGCAGUAUGUGGUCAUUGCUAGCAGAGAAGACAACGAUGGAAGUCCCAACACUGACUCUGUUGUGUUGGAGUGGAGUGAGGGGAGAUUUACUCUCUUCCAGUCCAUAACUACCAUUGGUGCUUCGGCCGUGGAUGUACUGUCCAUUGGAGGGACACAGUACCUUGUCUUCUCCAGUUUCACUGACACGAGGUCCCCAAUCUAUGUGUGGGCAGUUGAUAGGUACAGACUGGAUCACAACAUAGACACACUGGGAGCCACUGAUGUGGAGUCAGUUGAUAUCAAUGGGGAUGUCUGGCUUGCUGUUGCAACUGGCUCAUCUGGAGUUUCACUCUUCCAGUGGUCAGCUGAUGAUUCCCGUUUUAUCUUCAAUUCGACUCUUAGCUCAGAAAAUGCCCUUAGUGUUGAGAACAUUCCAGAAACAGAUCUCCUGCUGGUUGCCAACAGGGAAGGACCUGGACAACUGUUUUCUCUGUCAAUCUUUAGCGAACAGCAGGUAAAAAUGUUGCUGAACCUGUUUCUGGAAUGUUCUCAACACUAA
Geodia barretti is the source of this 4611-nucleotide messenger RNA. Lineage: Eukaryota; Metazoa; Porifera; Demospongiae; Tetractinellida; Geodiidae. The record is from the annotation of a GenBank genome assembly.